AUGGCUGACAAGGUCCACCCUCAGGGUGAAAAGAUCGCCACUGUCUCCGGAGACCACGAGGAGCACGGCACCGGCCAGCCCGACCCUGUCGAGCUGAGCCGUAACAUCGAGGCCAAGAUCAAGAACCCGCUCGAGGGAAUCGGUUACGACCAGCUCAUGCGCGAUGUCGAAGUCUUCUGCCAGGAGCACGGCCUCCAGGAAGAGAUUGCCGUCUUUCGCAAGGGCGCACUGGUUGCCCAGGACCCGGAGAACUACGAGAACAUCGGCGGCCCUGAGGCCCUCGACGAGGCUGAGAUCACGGCGCUCCGCGAAGAGGUCACUCACAAGUGGCGCUUGCCUAAGAAGCUCUACCUGACCAUCAUCACCUGCUCCAUUGGCGCUGCCGUCCAGGGAUGGGACCAGACCGGUACCAACGGCGCCAACAUCUUCUUCCCCAAGGAGUACGGCAUCGAUACCAACAGCACUCGGGACCGUCUCAUCCUGGGUCUCGUGAACGCUGGCCCUUACUUGGGAUCUGCUCUCUGUGGCUGCUGGCUGUCCGAUCCUCUCAACCACUACUUCGGUCGCCGUGGCGUCAUCUUCUUCUCUGCUCACUUCUGCAUCUGGCCCCUCAUCGGUUCUGCCUUCAGCCACAACUGGCAACAGCAACUCGCCAACCGUCUUCUCAUGGGAAUCGGUAUGGGUGCCAAGGCCUCGACUGUUCCCAUCUACGCCGCCGAGAACUCCCCGCCGUCUAUUCGUGGUGCCCUUGUCAUGUCCUGGCAAAUGUGGACGGCCUUUGGCAUCGCGCUCGGAACUGCCUUCAACCUGGCUGUUUACUAUGCCCCUCACAACUGGCGUCUCAUGCUCGGUGCCCCCUUCCUCCCCGCCGUGCCCCUCCUCAUCUUGAUUUACCUAUGCCCUGAAUCUCCCCGUUGGCUCAUGAAGAAGGGACGUUACCACGAUGCCUGGAAGUCCAUGAUCCAGCUCCGACAUAACCCGAUCCAAUGCUCCCGCGACAUGUACGCUAUCCAUGCCCAACUGCAGCUCGAGAGCCUGGUUCUGGGCAAGAGCAACUACGCCAGCCGUUUCAAGGAACUUUUCACCAUUCCUCGUGUCCGCCGCGCCAACUUGGCAGCCUUCACCGUCAUGAUUGCUCAGCAGAUGUGCGGUAUCAACAUUAUUGCCUUCUACUCCACCACCAUUUUCAAGGACGCCAACAUGGGCGACUUCCAAGCGCUCCUCGGCUCGUUCGGUUUCGGCAUGGUCAACUGGAUCUUCGCCUUCCCAGCUUUCUGGACCAUUGAUACCUUUGGCCGGCGAUCCUUGCUCCUGUUCACCUUCCCCCAGAUGACCUGGACGCUCUUGGCGGCCGGUCUCUGUACCCUGAUCGCGCCCGGUGUCACACGUACCGCCCUGGUGUCCCUCUUCGUCUACCUGUUCGGCGCCUUCUACUCGCCCGGCGAGGGUCCCGUGCCCUUCACCUACUCGGCCGAGGUCUACCCCCUGUCUCACCGUGAGAUGGGUAUGGGUUUCGCUGUCGCCACCUGUCUUUUCUGGGCCGCGAUCCUGGGUAUGACCUUCCCCUUCAUCCUCGACCGGCUCCAGGUCGUCGGCGCGUUCGGCCUGUACGCCGGCUUCAACGUCGUGGCCUUCGUCAUGAUCCUGUUCUGGGUGCCCGAGACCAAGCAGCGCACCCUCGAGGAACUCGACUGGGUCUUCGCUCUGCCCACCAGCCGCUUCGCCAGCUACCAGAUCCGGAAGGCCAUCCCCUACUUCUUCCGACGCUGGGUCUUGUUCGACCGCAACGCCAAGCUGGAGCCUCUCUACAACUUCCAGCAGCCCAACCGCACCGAGCGUGUUGUCAGCUCGGACGAGGAGAAGAAGACCUACUAG
This is a messenger RNA of Colletotrichum higginsianum IMI 349063, 1875 nucleotides long. RefSeq names its product Hexose transporter. The record is from RefSeq and is a predicted model, not a curated record. Gene Ontology annotation, biological process: transmembrane transport. NCBI's taxonomy places the organism in Eukaryota, Fungi, Ascomycota, Sordariomycetes, Glomerellales, Glomerellaceae. Gene Ontology annotation, molecular function: myo-inositol:proton symporter activity. The transcript is spliced from 6 exons. Gene Ontology annotation, cellular component: membrane. The coding region runs from base 1 to 1875 and encodes 624 amino acids.